AUGACUGAGCCCGCCAUGGAAGGAGGGCCUGUCCAUUUCUACGACAUUGUCGUCGUGGGAGCUGGCCCCGCAGGGUUGAUGCUCUCUACGUGUUUGGCCAGAUGGGGUUAUCGAGUAAAGCACCUUGACAACCGACCAGGGCCAACAAAAACUGGACGAGCUGAUGGCAUUCAGCCCAGAUCCUUAGACCUGCUUCGUAACAUGCGACUGAAAACGGAUCUCAUGGCUCACAAGCCGGCUCGGGUUUACGAAGUGGCCUUCUGGAAUCCAGAUCAGUCUGGGAACGAUAUUGUUCGGACUGGAACAUGGGCGACUUGCCCAAGCUUUAUUGAUGCCCGCUAUCCUUUCACCACAUUGAUUCACCAAGGACAUAUUGAAAAUGUUUUCAUCCAUGAUCUCGAAAGAAACGGCGUCCUGAUACAGCGGCCGUGGACCAUUACAAACUUCGAGUCUGACGAGGAAAAAAAUCCUGAGCACCCCGUGCGGGUUGAGUUGAAACAUGUAGACGGGACAGUAACAGAGACCGUCAGGGCUAAAUACCUUUUCGGCGGCGAGGGGUCGAAGUCGUUUGUGCGUCAGCUGCUAAACAUCAGAGUGAAACACAUUGAUCCUAUACAGCACGUAUGGGGAGUUAUGGACGGCGUUGUCGAUACAGAUUUCCCCGAUAUAAAGGUAUGGAGCCAGGGCAUAUCUCCGAUCAAAAUCCGUCGACACGGUUCUAUCAUGGUCAUCCCCCGAGAGGACAACAUGGUUCGACUCUAUAUACAAAUCGCCUCGUCAGAUGAACCGGAUUGGAAUCCAAGAAAGACAGCUAAGCUAGAACAGGUUCAAGAGGCGGCAAAGAGAAUUCUACACCCGUAUAAGAUAGACUGGGAGCGCGUCGAGUGGUAUUCGGUGUACCCCAUUGGACAAGGAAUAUCGGACAGGUACAGCUUAGAUCAGCGUGUGUUUCUGGGUGGUGAUGCAUGCCACACACAUAGUCCCAAGGCUGGCCAGGGCAUGAACACCGCCUUCCUAGAUGCCCUCAACUUGGCCUGGAAGAUACACGUGGUUGAAGGAGGUCUUGCACACCGCGACCUCCUCAAGACUUACGAGACGGAGCGCAGAGGGGUAGCAAAAAGCCUGUUGGAUUUUGACAACAGAUACGCAAAGUUGUUUUCCCAGCGCCCCCCCGCAGCCAAGGAAGUAGAGGCGGCGACUGAAGGCGGACCUGCAGGCCGCGGCGACACAGUGGAAGACGAAUUUGUCAAAGUUUUUAAGGAAUCGUGUGAGUUUACUAGCGGAUAUGGUGUGGCCUAUGGGCCCAACCAGGUCAAUUGGUCAAUGGACCAUCCGGCCAAGUCAACCCUUAUCCAACCUGAGGGCACGAAACUUCGAACGGGCCACAUAUUCAUCAAUUCCGACGUUACAAGAGUGGUGGAUGCGAAUGUCGUACACUUGGAGCAGGAGGUGCCGCUCAAUGGCUCAUUCCGUAUCUUCAUCUUUGCUGGAAAUCCAGCCGUUACUCAAGCUGCAUUGCAAGAUCUCGCGAAUGGGCUCGGUGCGAAACGUUCUUUCUAUGGCACUUAUGCCAGAAAUGAUGUUGACACAGUAUCACACCACGAACAACAUAAUCCGCACAGCUUAUUUUUCACCCUCUGCACGAUAUUCGCUACCAAACGAUCGAAUAUUGAAAUUUCCAAGGUUGUACCGCGGCUUCUGGCACGCUAUCGGGACCACAUUUAUGCGGAUGAUCGAUGGGAUCGAAGGGUACCCUUUUCAGGUGCUUCAGCACAUGCCAAGAUGGGCCUGGAUGAACAAAGAGGUGCAGUGGUGGUGGUUCGUCCCGAUGGUUAUGUUGGUGUGAUCGUUAGUCUCGUAGAAGGAACGGGGACGGUUAACGCGUUGAACGAGUACUUCUCGGCUUUUUGCACUAAAAAUCUAGUGGCAGAUACUCCUCAGCUGUAG
Messenger RNA from Metarhizium album ARSEF 1941, 1947 nucleotides. Its product is annotated as phenol 2-monooxygenase. Gene Ontology annotation, molecular function: FAD binding. The transcript is spliced from 4 exons. Lineage: Eukaryota; Fungi; Ascomycota; Sordariomycetes; Hypocreales; Clavicipitaceae. The coding region runs from base 1 to 1947 and encodes 648 amino acids. The record is from RefSeq and is a predicted model, not a curated record.